AUGUCACCAUCCAUAAUUGCUCUUAGAAGGCAUCCCGCUUGUGACCCUGAAUUUGUUCAAUCAUUGGAGUCCGUAUACAAAAGUCAAGUUACCUGCUCUUUUAAUUGGUCUAAAAUUGACAUAGUAGAUGUUACUAAAGCAUUGCAAAUAACAUUAGGUAAAUCCAAGGAUAUGCUUGGUCAUUAUGUUAAGAAUAUGAUUAAUCAAGCGAACGGUUUGUUAAAAUAA
Cotesia congregata is the source of this 228-nucleotide messenger RNA. Lineage: Eukaryota; Metazoa; Arthropoda; Insecta; Hymenoptera; Braconidae. The record is from the annotation of a GenBank genome assembly.